Molecule: messenger RNA, 5187 nt
Organism: Frankliniella occidentalis (western flower thrips)
Lineage: Eukaryota; Metazoa; Arthropoda; Insecta; Thysanoptera; Thripidae
Product: NAD(P) transhydrogenase, mitochondrial
Exons: 20
Coding region: 192-3401 (1069 amino acids)
Biological process (GO): NADPH regeneration; proton transmembrane transport
Cellular component (GO): mitochondrial inner membrane
Molecular function (GO): NAD binding; NADP binding
Source: RefSeq, a predicted model, not a curated record
GCGGUAGUAGUAGCAGUAGAAUCGUCGAGGGGGAGGUAGCGGCGGUCUCCAGCGCUCGAUGCAUUUUGUUCAAAACACAUUAAUUUUACGGAAUUUUAGUUCUAACUGAUAGUUGUUGAGGAGUAUUUAUUCGUUAAGGACUGUCGCGUAUACCUAGUGUGCUGCCCCUAGGCAGAACCGGACUUGCCAAAAUGCCGGGCCUUGUGCAUCUUGUUAUGCUGGCCUCCCCAAGGACUGCCUUCAGUUCUCAACGAGGUCUCUGUACGAGCUUGAAACGAUUCCAGCAGGCUGCUCCUAUUGUAUCCUCCCCUGGACCAAAGGCUACCUCAGAUGUUCAGGGAGUCCCAUACACUAAGUUAUCUAUUGGCGUUCCCAAAGAGAUUUGGUCUAAUGAGCGCAGGGUGGCUGUAACCCCGGCUGUUGCUGCAGCUUUCAUUAAAAAAGGUUUUGCUGUAAAUGUAGAGGAUAGUGCAGGACUAGGCGCCAAGUUUAGAAAUGAGGAUUAUGCAUCUGUUGGAGCUAAUGUUGUUGAUAGAACUAAGGCUUUUGGUUCAGAUAUUAUUCUCAAAGUGCGUCCUCCCCAAGAAUCAGAACUUCCAGUUCUCAGAGAGGGCUCCACUCUGAUUUCAUUUCUCUACCCAGCUCAAAAUAAAUCACUUGUUGAUCAUAUGUCAAAGAAGAAAAUAAAUGCCUUUGCUAUGGAUUGCAUACCACGCAUAUCAAGAGCACAGGUUUUUGAUGCAUUGAGUUCAAUGGCUAAUGUAGCAGGUUACAGAGCUGUUGUAGAGGCAUCAAAUUACUUUCCAAGAUUUUUUGCUGGUCAAAUAACUGCUGCUGGUAAAGUGCCUCCAGCAAAAGUUCUUGUGAUUGGUGGUGGUGUUGCUGGUCUGGCAGCAAUUGGGCAAGCUAAAAAUAUGGGGGCUAUCGUCCGAGGUUUUGACACCCGUUCAGCUGUGAAAGAACAAGUUGAAUCAUUGGGUGCCGAAUUCUUAGAGAUAAAUAUCAAGGAAGAAGGAUCAACUGCAGGUGGCUACAGUAAAGAAAUGUCAAAAGAAUUUAUUGAAGCUGAAAUGGCAUUAUUUGCAAAGCAAGCGAAAGAGGUUGAUGUGAUUAUAACUACUGCUCUUAUUCCUGGUCGCCCAGCUCCCAAGCUUAUUUUAAAAGAACAUGUAGAUUCAAUGAAGCCAGGGAGUGUGAUUGUUGACCUGGCAGCCGAAACAGGUGGAAAUGUAGAAACAACUCGGCCAGGAGAGGUGUAUACUUAUAAUGAUGUGGUCCACAUAGGUUUGACAGAUUUGUCAUCUCGUUUACCAACACAGAGCUCAACUCUUUAUGCUAACAACAUAUCAAAAUUCCUUCUUUCUAUUGGUCAAAAGGAUAAUUUCCAGAUUAACUUGGAAGAUGAAGUGGUGCGUGGGAGUAUCAUAUUGCGGGAUGGCCAGCUUAUGUGGCCACCCCCAGCAAAGGCUGCAGCACCACCUCCACCUCCUCAAGUUUCUCAAUCCAAGGUUGACGCUGCUAAGACAAUUGAGCCUGACUACUUCAUGGACACUUUAAAGGAUACCGUCAAGUACAGUGCAGGUUUAGGAGGGCUUGUUGCUCUUGGUAUAGCCUCUCCAAAUGCAGCCUUUUCAACCAUGACAACAACUCUUGCCCUUUCUGGUAUUGUGGGAUACCAUACUGUGUGGGGUGUAACUCCUGCUUUGCACUCACCCCUAAUGUCAGUCACAAAUGCUAUAUCUGGAAUAACUGCUGUUGGUGGGCUUCUUCUGAUGGGAGGAGGUUACUAUCCCACUAAUUCAGUAGAGGCUCUUGCUGCAUCUGCUGCUUUCAUUUCUUUCAUCAAUAUUUAUGGUGGAUUCAUUGUGACUAAGCGUAUGCUUGAUAUGUUUAAAAGACCAACUGACCCUCCAGAACACAAUUACUUGUAUGCUCUUCCUGCUGCUGCCUUUCUUGGAGCCUAUGGUUAUGGUGUGUCAUGUGGAGCUGCUGAAAUUCAUCAGAUGGCUUCUUUAGCAUCAUCCUUAUGCUGUGUUGGUGCUUUGGCUGGAUUGAGCUCCCAGAGCACAUCAAGAUUGGGUAACAACUUGGGCAUGAUUGGAGUUACUGGUGGCAUAGCUUCAACAUUAGGCUACAUGGCACCGAGUCAUGAGGUGUUGGCUCAGAUGGCAGCAUGUAUGGCAAUUGGUGGGGGAGCUGGCACUGCAAUUGCCAAAAAAAUAGAGAUAACAGAUUUGCCGCAACUUGUGGCUGCUUUCCACAGCCUUGUUGGACUUGCUGCCAUGUUGACAUGCGGUGCUACAUAUCUUCAUGAUUUUCCUUCUCUUGCCACUGAUCCAGCUGCUAAUGUGAUUAAAACUGCUCUUUUCCUUGGAACAUUUAUUGGUGGGGUGACUUUCAGUGGUUCUUUGGUUGCAUAUGGAAAGCUGCAGGGACUUCUUUCAUCUUCUCCCCUUCUGCUGCCAGGCCGCCAUGCUAUCAACCUUAGUUUGCUUGCUGCAAAUGCAGCAGCCAUGGGAUACUUCUUUUAUGAUCCUUCCAUGACUGCUGGCCUUGCCAUGCUCGGUGCCACUGGUGCUCUCUCUUCCACAAUGGGUGUCACACUCACAUCAGCUAUUGGAGGAGCUGAUAUGCCAGUUGUGAUCACUGUCUUAAAUAGCUACUCUGGUUGGGCUCUAUGUGCUGAAGGAUUCAUGCUAAACAAUAAUAUUAUGACAAUUGUUGGUGCUCUUAUCGGAUCUUCUGGUGCUAUUCUCUCUCAUAUCAUGUGCAAGGCUAUGAACCGAUCUCUACCGAGUGUGAUUCUGGGAGGGUAUGGUACAUCUUCCACUGGUGGGGGAAAGCCAAUGGAAAUCACUGGAACACAUACGGAAGUAUUUGUUGACAAUGUUGCAGAAAUGAUAAGUAAUGCAAAAAACAUUAUAAUCACCCCAGGUUAUGGUCUGUGUGUUGCUAAAGCUCAGUACCCACUUGCUGAGAUGGUGUCUCUCCUCAAAAGUAAGGGCAAGAAAGUGAGAUUUGGCAUUCACCCUGUAGCCGGACGUAUGCCUGGACAGUUGAAUGUUUUAUUGGCGGAGGCUGGUGUUUCCUACGAUGAUGUUCUAGAGAUGGAAGAAAUCAAUGAUGAUUUUAGUGAGACUGAUCUGGUGUUAGUGAUUGGAGCAAAUGACACUGUGAACAGUGCUGCUGAGGAUGAUCCUAACUCAAUCAUUGCUGGCAUGCCUGUUCUGCGUGUCUGGGAUGCUGAGCAGGUGGUAGUCAUGAAAAGAUCUCUUGGAGUUGGUUAUGCAGCUGUGGACAACCCCAUUUUCUAUAAGCCCAACACAUCUAUGCUUCUUGGUGAUGCUAAGAAAACAUGUGAUGCUCUUCUGGGGAAAAUCAAAGAAGUUUAUGCCAAUUAAAUUGCCAUUUGAAUGUUACCCUGUAAUAGUGUAACAAGAAAGCUAUCUGCUUUAAAUUUGUUUUGUUUACUUAUCAAAUUGAUAUUUACGUCAGAUUUAUUUUAGGUGUAUCACUUCACUUGACUGAGCUGGUGCCAUUUUAUUUGAUAUUAAAUGCUUUAGUGUUUUGUUUAUUCCCUUUGUGUUUUUACCCUAAUUAAUGAAUUUUCCAAUGUUUUAGUUUGUUUUUUUCAGUCUAGAAGUGUUUCUAUGCCGAGUUCUGCUCAUUUCACUUUUGCCUUGGCGUAAGGUUUGUAAACUACUAAAGUCUGAUUUAUUGUUCAGUAAUAAUUUUGUUCUCUUUAUUUUUAUUUUGUUGUUUUUGGUAUUCUUCUGUUUCCUUCAUACUGUUUUGAGUGGAGUUGUUGAACCUCUGUACCUGGUUUUAAUUUUAUUUGUGCUUUCCUUCUCUUUUAUUUUUUUACUGUAUCAUGUUUCUGACCAGCUUAGCCUCACACAUUAUUAUCAUACCAUUUCUGUAGAUUUUCAUCAUAAUUUUCUGCUAUUGCUAUCAAUAUACCUACCUCUAAAGCAUUCCCAUUGUGAGAAUUAUGUGUGAAUUAUGGUAGCUUUACCUUUGUGGUUUAUUACGAUGUAAAGAAAUGUUGUGAUGUGGUUUAUUUGCUAUUGUUGUGAUUCUCAACUUGUUACUUGUCCACUGAUGUGAGGUUUUAACUACUAUGUAUGAGAGAGAUGAAGGUGUUUAACCAUUUUGUAUCUGGAUCUGCAAUCAAUCAAUCAACAUUAUCUGCUAAGCCUCAACAUAUGAAAAUAUCAUUUUCGAACUGACAUUAUGAUAUUUUAUUUGUGUGAGAUCUGUGAUAAUAUCUUGUGUUGCUGUCCCCAAAACAAACAAGACUACUUGUAGAAGCCCAUUACAAGCUCUUUUUCUUUUUUCCAUCAAAUGAUGCUGACCAGAUUCAUAGAACUCUUUUCCCCCAGGGAUUUUAAUAUCCUCUUGAUAGGGAAAAUAAAUCAUUUGUAUAAUAUUUUAAAAUUAUUACAUAGGUAUGUUAAGAGUGUGGAAAUGACGCAAUGUCAUAAUCCCAGAUUUUGACCGGCUUAUUUGAAAUGACCUAGUGCAGUAGGGUAAUUUAAAAUAAAUGAGUGGAAUAGAAUAAGGAAUAUCCUCAGAACAUAUUGGGUAAUGUCAGAAACUGUUCAUAAGUUUAUUCAUCAAUGUGCAUGUUUGUCAUGAUUUUUAAAAUUUUUUGGAGUAAUUAGAUCCGUUUUGGCCGACAGUCCUCAAACACUACUUAUGUCGCUGAGGCAUUUUGACAUUACUCAAUGUGCCCAGGGUAGUUCUGAUAAUAGCCGGGUAAUCUUUGGAGUGUCAAUCCUGUCCAGUAAUCUAUCACGACAUUCUCUGAACUUUCGGUUACUGUUGACAUUACCCAGGUAAUGUCAACAUUACUCUUAACAUGUAUUUACCUAUUAACAGCUCCAUAUACAUGAGGGUUCUUGUCUUAUACUCAGCCAUUAUUGAUUACAUUCCUGUAAGCUCUUGAUUAAAUGUUUACUGUAUGGAGAUUUUACUUCAUGUUAUGGUCAAGAAUUAUUAUCAAAAAUCAGUUAGUAAGGUACCUAAAUGCACAACAUGGUUAUUAAUGGUCUGAUUAUACAACUUAAAAUGAUUUUGCAUUAAUAUUGUAUUUUAUUAAGUUUUUUAAAACUCUUUUUAGCAACUGAUAUUUUUAAGGUUUUGCUCUUUCAAAUAUUUCCAUAAUAAAUGCAAACAUUAAGUCUC